AUGGGCGCCUCAUUCUUAAAGAGCCGGUCGCUCAAGGCCAACGACAAGAGCCGUACAAGAUCUGCGGAGCUCACUCUCAGAGAAUCAAUCUUUCCUCUCGCGCUUGUCACCGUCCUGUUUUUCCUCUGGGGAUUCAGUUAUGGCCUGCUCGACACGCUGAACAAGCAUUUCCAGAACACGCUCCAUAUCGACCAAGCGCGUUCUUCUGGUCUUCAGGCCGCUUACUUUGGCGCAUAUCCGUUGGCCUCGCUCGGUCAUGCCGCCUGGAUUCUUCGCCACUAUGGUUACAGAGCCGUCUUCAUCUGGGGUCUCUUCCUUUACGCUGUAGGCGCUGCUAUCGCCAUCCCUUGCAUCAAGGCGAAAUCGUUUGGAGGAUUUUGCGCUUCCAUUUUCAUCAUCGGCAAUGGCCUUGGUUCCCUCGAAACUGCCGCCAAUCCCUUCAUCACAGUCUGCGGCCCACCAAAGUAUUCUGAACUCCGAAUCAACAUCUCGCAAGCUUUCAACGGAAUCGGUACCGUCAUUGCCCCCGUUCUUGGCUCGUACGUCUUCUUCAACUUCAGCGACGAGAAGGCUCUCCAAAACGUACAAUGGGUUUACCUGGCGAUUGUCGUCUUUGUCCUUCUCCUGGCAACGCUGUUCUUCUUCGCCAAGAUCCCCGAGAUCACAAAUGCUGAUAUGGAAUUUCAAGCCCAAGAAGCCCAUGGCAGCUCAGACGACAAACCACUCUGGAAGCAAUACAGACUCUUCCACGCUGCCCUUGCCCAGUUUUGCUACACUGGUGCUCAAGUUGCAAUUGCCAGUGGCUUCAUCAACUAUGCUGUAGCGACCCGACCAGGCACUUCAAGCAGCCUCGGCUCAAAGCUGUUCGCCGGUGCUCAGGCUGCUUUCGCCAUUGGCCGAUUCUCCGGAAGUGGUAUCAUGCGCUUCGUGAAGCCACGAUGGGUGUUCCUUGUCUUUAUCAGCAUGUGUAUCAUCUUCAUCUGCCCGGCUACUACCCAAGGUGGAAACACUGGUAUUGCCAUGCUCUACGUCGUUCUCUUCUUCGAAUCUGUCUGCUUCCCUACCAUCGUUGCUCUUGGAAUGCGUGGUCUUGGCAGACACACUAAGCGUGGCAGUGGUUUCAUUGUUGGUGGUGUUGUCGGUGGCGCCUGUGUCCCACCCUUGACCUUUGUAGCAGCAGAGAGACAUGGCAAUGGCAUCAGCAUGGUUGUUCCUCUUGCCUUUUUCGUCAUUGCUUGGUCAUAUGCCUUUUGCGUCAACUUUGUGCCUGCGUAUCGCGAUGUUGUCGAUGCCUUCAGCGAGACUGAUGUUGGCACCCAGGGCCACACACACGAUGAGGAGAUUGCAGAGAAGAUUGAUCACGAGAAGCCUGUAGUCACCAACGUUCAGUAA
Messenger RNA from Trichoderma asperellum CBS 433.97, 1392 nucleotides. RefSeq lists its product as uncharacterized. Gene Ontology annotation, molecular function: transmembrane transporter activity. Lineage: Eukaryota; Fungi; Ascomycota; Sordariomycetes; Hypocreales; Hypocreaceae. The record is from RefSeq and is a predicted model, not a curated record. Gene Ontology annotation, biological process: transmembrane transport.